AUUGUAACUUGGGGUGUGACUCAACAGUCACCAAGUUGAGAAAAAAUUAGGAAGAUAGCAAUUUCUUGACUCAAUGAGUCAGUUGAGUUGAGAACCUUCUCACAAAAUCAGUAUGGACUAUGGAGCAUGAUUUUAAGACUCGGCAACGUGUACUGACUUGUUCAGUCCAGAGUAGAUUCACAACUCAGCUGAGUCAGGGCUCUACAUGAAGAGCCCUGUCCCAUGAGUAAUUUGUUUUUGCUUGAAUGUGAUGAAGCUUAUCGAUAGUUUACUGUUGUGAAAAUUUGUCUCUUUGUUGGAGCAAGCUUCUUUUGAUAAGAAGAAGUCUGUUACCUACAUGAAGAGGUAUAUCAAGCUGUUGACUCCUAAGUUGGAGGGAGAGCAUCAGGAACAAUUUAAGAAGAACAUUGAGGGAGCAACAAAGUUUCUACUUUUGAAGCUCAAGGACCUUCAAUUGGUAGAGCAAGGGAAGCACGAGAGAUCAAUAAAAGCUUGCUUACACUUGGUCGUGUCAUUAAUGCACUUGUUGAGCAUUCUGGUCAUAUUCCAUGCAGGGAUAACAAAUUCACGAGGUUACUGAGGGAUUCCCUGGGAGGAAAAACAAAAACAUGCAUAAUUGCAACCAUAUCACCUUCCAUACACUGCUUGGAAGAGACACUCGACACUCUAGAUUAUGCACACCGUGCAAAAAAUAUCAAGAAUA
This is a messenger RNA of Magnolia sinica, 703 nucleotides long. Its product is annotated as translationally-controlled tumor protein homolog. The transcript has 3 exons. The coding region runs from base 338 to 580 and encodes 80 amino acids. The record is from RefSeq and is a predicted model, not a curated record. Lineage: Eukaryota; Viridiplantae; Streptophyta; Magnoliopsida; Magnoliales; Magnoliaceae.